CUGAGCACGAGUACUGUCAUAAUAUUAUUGUUUUUAUACGAUGUUGAUGUUAUCUUGAAAUACUUUUGAAUGCAAACAAUAGUCAAAAUGACCGAACGAUUCGAUUUAAAAUUUGAGGAUUUCAUCGCAAUUUGUCGAUUGUGUUGCAACAAAGGGACUGGACUGAUCCCAAUUUUUCCUGAAACCGAGGAUGUGUCUAAUAAUGUCACUGAGCCCACCGAUUCCAUUCCGGCAAUGUUACUUAAGAUCGGGCUGAGUGUAAGAAGAAACGACGGUCUACCUGAAGCCCUGUGUUCGGAUUGUCACAUAAAGCUUUUGAAUUGCAAUAAUUUUCGAGUGCAGUGUCUGUCAACAGCAGUCUACCUCCAGGAAAUUUUAACUAGACACACAGAGUGUAUUGUGAUUAGAAACGAGACCGCAGAGGAUGACGAUGGCAAUAAUUUCCAGGACUGUUUCGAGGUCGAUUACAUACUGGACAACGAUGAACUGGAUACAACAAACGACGUUGAGUUUACAAACGGUAGAGUCGAAGCAUUGGACAUAACAAUACAAAAUGAAAAUUCUACAGAAAUCCAUAAACGCAAACGUGGUCGUCCCAAGUCAAAAGUUGAGAAGCCACCGCCAGUCGAACAAAACAAGACUACGAAAUCAAGCAAAGGCUGCAAAUCAUCCCACAAUAAGAAAAGGUCAAACAGAAAGGACAUUUGUCUGAUUUGUGGUAAAGUAAUUAACAACAACAUCAAAGGACAUCAGGCGAUACAUGACAAAAGUGAAACAUUCUAUUGCGAUAUUUGUGGUUUCAAGACGAAUGUGAAACUUUACAUGAAAAAUCAUAUGAACAAGAUACAUGUAGCUCAAAGAAAAUAUCCCUGCCCUCACUGUCACCUAGUUUUUAUGCACUCCGUUACAUUGAAACGACAUGCAACAAUUCACAGUGGCGAGAAAAACUAUGUUUGCGAAGAAUGCGGAAAGUCGUAUCGUCAACGAGACAUGCUGCUGGCCCAUCGUAAAAGACAUCUUCCACCAACGAUACAAUGUUCGUUUUGUGACAAAUUAUUUUACUCCAAAAAUGAGCUAAAAUCUCACACUGGUCUUCACACCGGCAUAAAAGCAUACAAAUGCGAUCUAUGUACAGCUGCGUUCGUUGCUAGUAGUAGUUUGGCAGCACAUCGACGUCAGCAUAAAAGAGAUAACGUGUUGCCAUCGUGCAAAAUAUGCGGGAUGAUGUUCAGUGAUCGUUUAGUUUACAAUAUGCAUUUGAUGGAUCAUAAAAGAACGAAUCAAUCGAUUGCAUACAGUGGUAAAUAAUGGGAAACAUUGAAUAAAACUGAAUGACUGAGUACUCGA
Bradysia coprophila is the source of this 1347-nucleotide messenger RNA. RefSeq lists its product as uncharacterized. Gene Ontology annotation, cellular component: nucleus. Gene Ontology annotation, biological process: regulation of transcription by RNA polymerase II. Gene Ontology annotation, molecular function: RNA polymerase II cis-regulatory region sequence-specific DNA binding; zinc ion binding; DNA-binding transcription factor activity, RNA polymerase II-specific. NCBI's taxonomy places the organism in Eukaryota, Metazoa, Arthropoda, Insecta, Diptera, Sciaridae. The record is from RefSeq and is a predicted model, not a curated record.